AUGAGCUCUUUACUUAUACCGACGACUUGCAAAAGGAUCCAAGGUAGUUUUGCUACGUGCUCAAUCUCAACCAGGAUCACAACCUCUUGCAACUUCAGUCCUAGAAUGGAGAUUUCUCGAAAAGAAAGUUCAACACUAAAGAAAAGUCUGUUGAAGCGUCGCUUUAGACCUGAGGACGGAAAAUAUCUACAGUAUUAUAGCAAUAGAUUGGGUAGAGCUGAC
Molecule: messenger RNA, 222 nt
Organism: Funneliformis mosseae
Lineage: Eukaryota; Fungi; Glomeromycota; Glomeromycetes; Glomerales; Glomeraceae
Source: the annotation of a GenBank genome assembly